UUUUCUCGACGCUGUUCACCACGAGGUUGCCAAAUUUUGUUGCUUGAAACCUCGGCGCAGCGAGCAGCGCUGCGUUUGUUACAUUCGGUGGUGUUCGCGAGGUUUGAGUUGAGCGAGUGCUCAUAAAGGCCGAUUCGAGUCCGCCGUCGAGACCUGUUCACUGGAACGGCAAAAUGGAAGACACAAAAUACCUCCCGGAGCUCUUGGCCGAGAAAGAUAGCUUGGAUUCAUCCUUCACCCACGCGAUGAAGCUGAUUUCUGCAGAGAUUGAUAGGAUCCAAAAAGGCGAACCCAAAAAAGACCAAGACAAAGAGAAAUACUUGGACCUAUUUGCUACAAAGAAUCUCCAGCUCAAAGAGCGUGUACUUAUUCCAUCCAAGCAGUAUCCCAGGGUCAAUUUUGUCGGCAAGCUUUUGGGGCCGCAGGGUAGCACCAUUAAGAGGCUACAAGAGGAAACUGGUGCCAAGAUUUCUGUUUUGGGCAAAGGUUCUAUGAGGGAUAAGACUAAGGAAGAAGAGCUGCGGACUGGUGGAGAAGCCAAGUAUGCUCAUCUUGCACUGGAGUUACACGUUUUCAUUGAGGUGAUGGCACCCAUCCCAGAUGCCUACCUUCGUAUGGCUCAUGCGAUGGAUGAGGUCAAAAAGUUCCUUAUCCCAGAACCUGAUGAAUAUGACCCAUACAUGGACCCCAAUUUCCUGAAUGGCUCUCAUGAUGGUUCAGCCAGGGGACGUGGCGGGCAUAUGGGAAGAGGCCGAGGUGUACCACCAGGUGCUGGGCCAAGAGGACGUGGACUCCCCCGCGGUGGUCCCCGUGGGGCUAUGCGCGGUGGUGGCCCACGAGGAGGAAUAGGCCGGGGCAAUUCUCGAGGCGGGCCAGCCGGUAGAGGUGGACCCACAGCUCCCAAUCGAGGUGGCUCUGCCUCGCGCUCCAGACCCCCUGCAGCUGGUGCACCGAGGAUGCUCCCCGCUGCUGCACUUUCUCACCAGCAAGUUCCCCCUUCCGGCUCCCAAGCCAAACCAGAGUCCUAUGAAGACUAUCCUGCUUAUGAAGAUUCAUAUGCAGAGCCAGCCUAUGAGGGAUAUGAAAAUUAUUAUAGCCAACAACCUGUGCCCACGGAUACUGAAUAUUAUGACUAUGGUCAUGGAGAGCCCCAGGAAGCCGGCUAUGAACAAUAUGCUCAGGAGGACUGGGAGAAUACUUGGGCCGCUCCUGGAGCUGGAGGCAAGGCUACUCCAGCAAGGCAGUCAAAAGGAACCUAUAGAGAGCAUCCUUAUGGAAGAUUCUGAACAGCUACUGGUAGAGUUGCCACGGCAACUGUCUUGGAUUGUAACUCACUUAACCUUUCAAAAGUAAUUCCGACUGUUUUUUCCUCACCCUUUUAUCGUUUAAUUUUUUUUAUAUAGCUUUACAUUUUUAGGAGAGAUUUUGUUGCAUGUGUCCGAUUUUUUUUUUUUUGUUUUCCCCAGGGGUAAAAUGAUAUGCUAAGUUUGUCGUCAGUUUGCUGUUUCCAUUUAAUAACUGUUCAAAUUAGUAGUUGGCAGUUCCAGCGUGACAAACUUAAGAGGCAUUCACAUUUUAGCGCUAUUUACUGGUUAUGUUUUAAUUGUAUCGUAAAAUUAUCUUGGCGAACGUAAUCACAUAGGCUUCGUAUCUAGUUUUUUACAAACGGAACAAAAGAGAACAGAGUUUAAUUUGCAAUCUAAAAUAAACCUUUUAUUAUGGUCCAACACAAAUCUUACAUCAUCGAAUUCUUCUAUGAGGUCCUCUAAACCAUAUGGUUAAAAAAAUUGAACAAAUGAAAAAUAUACCUGAUAAUCUGAAUGGUCACAAUUACUUGCAAAAAAUACUGAAGGCCAACUAGUUCUCCGUGUGUCCAGGUGACUGCAGCCUCAAUAUUUUGUACAUAACUGUAGGACAACUAUUGUAUGUUGCAAGACAAAAAUGCAUCAGUGUGUACAUUUGGUUAAAUAGGAUCCUAAAUGCGUAUUUCCAAAUGUCUUUCUGCCUUGCGCUGUUGAAAUAAAGUUUCUAGUUUCAGUUUAAACUUGAUUUAAACGUGGUAUUUUGCCUUUGUUGUCCGAAAAAAGAUUUCCGUUGGUGAAGAUGUAAAUGUAUUUGACGCUGAAUACGCUAUGUGUACUGUCAGUCGGAUUUUUGUUUCAGACAAAACAAAACGGUGUCUUGACAUUGACCUAUGUUUUUCCAAAUUUUCUAAACUACCCUUGUAAUGCCACCUACGAUAAUAAAGCUCAUCAUUCCAUGAGGUAUGGUCUGCCAAAUAUAAGUUGGACUUGAUAUCCUGCUUGAAUAUGUAUUGUCGUGAACCUUUAGUGCAUCUGCAACUCUAUAAGGCAUCAGCCGCUUGAAGUAACUGAAUCUCAACAGUAUUUCAAACCAAGCUUGCAGGGGUCUUGACUUUGAAGCAAAGUCAUGCUGGCUGCUUUUUAAAAAAAGACAAAAAUCGCAGAGGGGAGGAUUCUAAAAGCCAAAAGAUCGCCACAUGAAGGUAACAACUAACCAACUCUCAUCUAUUAGAUAUUUGUUUUUAUAUUGUGCCAAGUAGAAGUUAUUAUUCGGAAUGCACCAAAAAAAAAAUGCUUGAAGUGCAAAAUGUUAUCAGUUAUUCCGAGCAAAAAAGCCGUACAAAAAGACUGUAAAAAAUGUUGUGCUGCAACUCUUGCUCAAAUAAAAAACAUAACUUACUCAAUACCUUAUUAUUUUGGCAAUUUCUGUAGAUUGUAGAUGAAUGAAAAUUAAUCUCAUAAUAUCAGACCUUAUACGUGUGAUGGUAUUAUAUCGCAUGUAGACGGAUGAAAAUUAGUCCAUUGUAAUAUAUAUCACAUCUAACAUGUGCUAGUAAUAUCCCAAUAAUGGAAAAAAUAUGCUUGAGUUGCAUAAAUCUUUAGAUCGUGUUAGAUUUGCAUGUUUGCUUGUGUGAAUGUGUGAAUGCCUGUUCAGUGCAGAUUUGUGCUGCCGAGAGCUCAUUUUGUCUUUCUUCGUAGGUUUUAAGUGAAAUGUCUCAAUGCUGGAGACAAAACUGCUUCCAAUCUCCCUGAGCAAUGAUGGUCUUUCAAGUGUCCUUUUUGAAAGAGUGGAGGCUUUGUCAACACGGAACCUGGACUUCGCCUUGCAGAAUGUUUACAGAGGAGACAAGUCAUUUUUCUUCUAUGAGGAAUUUUUAGAAUGUUAAUUUUUUUUAAAUUCAAAUUUGUAAUGUUUAUUUCAAUAAAGUAUUUAUUUCAA
Messenger RNA from Hippocampus zosterae (dwarf seahorse), 3243 nucleotides. It is a transcript of the gene khdrbs1a, whose product is annotated as KH domain containing, RNA binding, signal transduction associated 1a. Gene Ontology annotation, molecular function: mRNA binding; poly(A) binding. The coding region runs from base 174 to 1286 and encodes 370 amino acids. NCBI's taxonomy places the organism in Eukaryota, Metazoa, Chordata, Actinopteri, Syngnathiformes, Syngnathidae. The transcript has 10 exons. The record is from RefSeq and is a predicted model, not a curated record. Gene Ontology annotation, biological process: regulation of alternative mRNA splicing, via spliceosome. Gene Ontology annotation, cellular component: nucleus.